AUGCACAUCGUGUUGGCGAUUUCGGCUUUACACCACCGCUAUGAACAAGAGUUAUCACUCGAUGAACCCAAUGCAUUUGAAGCAUACCACGCAUACAAAAGUGCCGCCCUUCUGAACCAAGCGCUAUCCCGGUCAAUACGGCCCGAGGAGCGCGACACCUUGUGGAUGGCAGCGACGUUUCUUGGUGUCAAUGCUGUCUCGACAUUAUCAGCGACGACUCCACAAGAAGCCUGGCCGCUGAAGUCUCACGAAUCAGACCUAGGGUGGUUGCGCUUUGCCGGCAGCAAAAUGGCUCUCUGGGAGCUUACAAACCCGGUCCGGCAAGAUAGCUUAUUCCAAAACAUGAAGGGCGAGUAUGCGCAAAUGUUUAACUCUAUUGCUGUUGAUGGAGUGAGCGGUAUUCCUCCCUGGCUUGCCGUGCUAUGUGACCUGCACGAGGGCUCAACUAUACAUAACAAUCCUUAUUUUACGGCUGCGCAUACACUUUCUUUGGUUCUCGAUCAAAGCGCCGAGAUUUCGCGAUCCAGGAUUUUGGCAUUUACCAGCCAGAUGGAACCAUCUUUCAAGGAUUUAUUGCGAGUCAAAGAUCCGGUCGCACUGCUUCUCUUAGCAUUAUGGUAUGAAAGGGCUGGUCCGGCAAUCUGGUGGAUUCAGCACCGGGCCACCAUUGAGUACCAAGCAAUUUGUCUCUAUCUCUGUCUAAAACAGAAUUCUCCAACAGAGAUGGUGGUCACGAAUAACUGGAUGUCCAAAUCAGUUGAGACCGGGUUGGUUGUUUCCUUGGUAGGAAAGUGA
Molecule: messenger RNA, 795 nt
Organism: Penicillium daleae
Lineage: Eukaryota; Fungi; Ascomycota; Eurotiomycetes; Eurotiales; Aspergillaceae
Exons: 1
Coding region: 1-795 (264 amino acids)
Biological process (GO): regulation of transcription by RNA polymerase II
Molecular function (GO): DNA-binding transcription activator activity, RNA polymerase II-specific
Source: RefSeq, a predicted model, not a curated record